CGCCCCCCGCCCGCCGCCCGGGAGCCGCAGCCGCCGCCGCCGCCGCCGCUCCCGCGCCCUCCGCGCCGCCGCCGCCGCCGCAGCCGAGUCUGCAGCCGGGAGGAGAUCCCAGCCAUCAUGUCCAUCAAGAAGAUCUGGGCCCGGGAGAUCCUGGACUCCCGUGGGAACCCCACGGUGGAGGUGGAUCUCCACACGGCCAAAGGCCUCUUCCGGGCUGCGGUGCCCAGUGGGGCCUCCACGGGCAUCUAUGAGGCCCUGGAGCUCAGGGAUGGGGACAAACAGCGCUACCUCGGCAAAGGGGUCCUGAAGGCCGUGGACCACAUCAACAGCACCAUCGCGCCUGCCCUCAUCAGCUCGGGCAUCUCCGUGGUAGAACAGGAGAAGCUGGACAACCUGAUGCUGGAGCUGGACGGGACCGAGAACAAAUCCAAGUUCGGGGCCAACGCCAUCCUGGGCGUGUCGCUAGCCGUGUGCAAGGCGGGCGCGGCCCAGCGGGACUUGCCCCUGUAUCGCCACAUUGCCCAGCUGGCCGGGAACUCGGACCUCAUCCUGCCCGUGCCGGCCUUCAACGUCAUCAACGGAGGCUCGCACGCGGGGAACAAACUGGCCAUGCAGGAGUUUAUGAUUCUCCCGGUGGGCGCCGAGAGCUUUCGGGAUGCCAUGCGGCUGGGCGCGGAGGUCUACCACACGCUGAAGGGGGUCAUCAAGGACAAGUACGGCAAGGAUGCCACCAACGUGGGAGACGAAGGCGGCUUCGCCCCCAACAUCCUGGAAAACAGUGAAGCGCUGGAGCUGGUGAAGGAAGCCAUCGACAAGGCGGGCUACACGGAGAAGAUCGUCAUCGGCAUGGACGUCGCCGCCUCCGAGUUUUACCGCAAUGGCAAAUACGACUUGGACUUCAAGUCGCCCGCGGAUCCUUCUCGAUACAUCAGUGGGGACCAGCUGGGAAGCCUUUACCAGGACUUUGUCAGGGACUAUCCUGUGGUCUCCAUCGAGGACCCGUUUGACCAGGACGACUGGGCUGCCUGGUCCAAGUUCACGGCCAACGUGGGGAUCCAGAUCGUGGGGGAUGACCUGACCGUGACCAACCCCAAGAGGAUCGAGCGGGCCGUGGAGGAAAAGGCCUGCAACUGUCUGCUGCUCAAGGUCAACCAGAUCGGCUCGGUCACCGAGGCCAUCCAGGCGUGCAAGCUGGCACAGGAGAAUGGCUGGGGUGUCAUGGUGAGCCACCGCUCCGGGGAGACGGAGGACACCUUCAUCGCUGACCUGGUGGUGGGGCUGUGCACGGGCCAGAUCAAGACUGGCGCCCCCUGCCGUUCGGAGCGUCUGGCGAAGUACAACCAGCUCAUGAGAAUCGAAGAGGAGCUGGGGGACGAAGCGCGCUUCGCCGGCCACAAUUUCCGCAACCCCAGCGUGCUGUGACGCCCCUCGGGGCCUGGACACUCGGGCCUCUCUCUCCUCCUCCGGGAAGCCCCCCGCGCCCCUGCUCUGUGCCUGCGCCCCAGACGCCCGGCUGCCCGACCCUACCGCGCUGCCUAUUGGCUUGUCCAGCCCCUGCUCUCUCGUGCGCUCGCUGUGUCUGGGCUUCAUCUCUCCUUCUCCUUCCAUCCUUUUUUUAUUUUUUUCUCUCCUCCAAAACUGGCCAGGGUGGGGUGAGGUCUUAGGGGGGCUUGUGGAUGGAGGACCAGGGUCUGUGGCGGGAGCAUGGCCGGGUGUGGGGGUCGGGGGUCAUGUGGUUCAUGGCCACGGGCCUCCUGCCAGUUCCACGGAACCGCUGAGAUGGGCUGCGCGGGCCUGCUUGCUCAGAGUCUGGUGGGAUUUCAUUCCUUCACUCCCUCAUUCAUUCAUUCGUUCACUUCCCGUUCAUCCUGUUGAUGCCUCAUGUCCCAGAACCGUAGGGCCUCCAGCUGGUGGAACCGAGGGGCCGGUCUCUGUCAUUCAGGCCACUGUGGGUCUGGACAGGCCCGGGGUGGGCGUGAGUGGGAUGGGAACCAGGAAGAGCCUGGAUGUCCAUUUCGGUUGCACAGUGGCCCUGCACUGAAGCCUUGGUGGGGGUUGGGGUCCUGAGGUGGGGCUGUGCUCCAGGUGGUGGGGGAACCUCCCCUCCAAAUCUCUCCCCAGCCCUGGCUUCCUCAUUCUCCCUCCAGCUGCACCAGCGCCGACUCUGCCCCUCUGCCGUGUUCCAUCGCUGCCGCCACCUCCGUGGCGUGGAAUGAGCCCCAUUAAAAUCUGAAUCCAG
This is a messenger RNA of Sorex araneus (European shrew), 2239 nucleotides long. It is a transcript of the gene ENO2, whose product is annotated as enolase 2. The transcript is spliced from 12 exons. Gene Ontology annotation, biological process: glycolytic process. Bases 118 to 1422 code for a protein of 434 amino acids. Gene Ontology annotation, molecular function: phosphopyruvate hydratase activity; magnesium ion binding. The record is from RefSeq and is a predicted model, not a curated record. NCBI's taxonomy places the organism in Eukaryota, Metazoa, Chordata, Mammalia, Eulipotyphla, Soricidae. Gene Ontology annotation, cellular component: phosphopyruvate hydratase complex.